GGGCAGGAGGAGCAGCAGACAGAGCUGGGGGACCUGGAACGGGAGGAGGCAAGGCUUGCCCAGGAGCUGGAGGACGUGGACAUGAACCUUGCAAGGGCAGCUGUGCAGCUGCAGGCAGCCCAGGCCGAGACUGCAGAGCUGCAGCAAUGGGAGUGCAACGUCUUCAAUGCCACGUUUAAGAUCUGGGAAGAGGGCCCCUUGGGCGACAUCAAUAACUUUAGACUGGGUUCUCCCCCUACUGUCCCCGUGCACUGGAAUGAGAUUAAUGCUGCCUGGGGACAGACGGCAUUGCUGCUGCUUGCUCUGUCCAAUGCGAUUGGGCUGCCAUUUCAGAGGUACAGGCUGGUCCCCUGUAGAAACCACUCCUAUCUGAAGUCCUUAACAGAUG
Messenger RNA from Galeopterus variegatus (Sunda flying lemur), 388 nucleotides. Its product is annotated as beclin-2-like. Gene Ontology annotation, cellular component: phagophore assembly site; phosphatidylinositol 3-kinase complex, class III, type I; phosphatidylinositol 3-kinase complex, class III, type II. Gene Ontology annotation, biological process: late endosome to vacuole transport; autophagy; cellular response to nitrogen starvation. Lineage: Eukaryota; Metazoa; Chordata; Mammalia; Dermoptera; Cynocephalidae. The transcript has 2 exons. The record is from RefSeq and is a predicted model, not a curated record. The annotation marks the transcript as partial.